Messenger RNA from Lactuca saligna, 1846 nucleotides. NCBI's taxonomy places the organism in Eukaryota, Viridiplantae, Streptophyta, Magnoliopsida, Asterales, Asteraceae. The record is from the annotation of a GenBank genome assembly.
AUGAGGAGGGAAAUUGUAUCGACUCACGCUCUCGGCGACCCCCAUAGGCAGCCACCGGCCACCUUCGAAAAAGAGGGGACCCCCUGUUCUCCUUCAAAAGAUCCCAGCAGAUGUGAUCGAUUUCAAAAGAGGGGGAGCGACACACAUAAAAAGUCUUGGAUUCGAAGUGAAGAAGGGGAACUAUCCAGCCCCUGUUCUUCGAAUUCCUGUGGGGUGAAACACAUCAUACACGCACCUGCCGGGAACAAUCCAUCCCCUGUUAUUCGAUCUCAGGGGCGUCGUUUUCCUCAGGCUUAUAAAAUACGAGAAAAUCUACGAGAUUUUGGUGGCGAGUUCAGAUUGAAUUCAAUAGCGGAUAGUGAAUCAAUGAAUAUGGAGGCAAAAGAAGACUACCAUUCAAAUAAUGAGGCUUCUUCAUGUAAUGACAAUUCAGAAGAUGACUGGGAAGCUGUUGCAGAUCGUGCUCCAGAUGAGUUGCUGUCUGCAGAAGUAAAUUUAUCAAAACUGAGACUUGAAGAUAAAAAAGAUGAAGCUCCCCUCCCUACUGCAAGGCGUGGGAGGGGCACAUUUUCAUAUGAAAAACAUGGCUUGUAUUUGUACAGUGAUCAACAACAAUCUUCUUCUUCUAUACAAGAUGAUGAUUCACUAAAUCAAACUACAUUUACAUUGCCUACUUCUCAAGGACAUCAACCCACAAGAGACUUAAAAUAUGGUACUCGACAUGCUCUUGUUCUUGAAGGCUUCCAAGCAAAUAUGAGUACAAGUGGGCUAGAGAAUUUGUUGGACAAAUUUGUUUCUCAUGAUUUUGUGAUACGUUGGGUUAAUGAUACCACUGCAUUUGCUGUCUUCAGAACACCAGCAAUUGCUGUUGAGGCAUGUAAGUUGAUUAAGUGUUCAUUCACAGUUCGUGUACUUGAUGAGAAUGAUGUACUCCUAAGCUCCAUUCCAGAAAAAGAUUUGGAGCCACCUCGACAAAGGCCAAAAACAUCAGCAAGAACUGCCCAAAGGUUAAUUGCUCAUGGAAUGGGACUCAAGUUGCCUUCCACAAGUUUCACCCAAAAACAACUCAAGGAACAAGAAGCAGCCCGAAAGCAACGCAUACUUUCCAGACAGAAUCUCAAAGAUGAUGCUUGGGGGGGACCCACCGACUAAAUGUUUUCUUUCUUUUACCUGCUGGAUUUUAAUAUCUGAAUCUAAUCACGGAUAUUAUUAGUAUUAUUAUUAUGGAUUCAAAUGUUAACCUACACAACCUAUAAAUUUUAUAGGGGAUAAAAUGCCAUCCCAAUCAACGGAUUUAAACAAAACUUAUUGUUUCAUGUUUCAAGUUUCUGUUUGUUUCGACUUAGAACCUCGCACCUAACAGCAAGUACUUCGAAAUCAGUAAGUUGUCCGGGACCAAAAAGCAAUUCGCAUCCAUGUAAUUCGCACCCAAAUAGCUUUCGCAUCCACAAGUUGUUUGCAACGUUAUACUUCGUUGUUCGCAUUCGUUUAUUGACUGUGAGUCAUUGCGAUCAUUCGCAUUGGUUCGCAUCCAGUCACAACUUGGAUCUCUUGCACACUCAAUAUCUCAUUUGCUAUCAGGAUCCCAUUCACACUCAACACUCAUCUUGUAAUGUAUUUCGGAAUUUGAACUCAUCUUGGAGUUGGGAUGAAUUUUGGAAUUCGGAUUGUAAACUUGUAUUCUCAUCACUGAGACCAUUUGAUAAAUUGUUGAAAUAUGAUAAGACAUAUAUUGUUGGCUUUAGAUCCCACAAUGUAACGCUGAUGCAAUUAUGAUAUUUUAACACAAACUCUAUUACCUAAGCUCAUUUUUUUAGUUUGCCUGUUCGCAAGGUGAUUGAUUAUG